Musa acuminata AAA Group (dessert banana) is the source of this 853-nucleotide messenger RNA. RefSeq names its product ethylene-responsive transcription factor RAP2-9-like. Bases 111 to 665 code for a protein of 184 amino acids. Lineage: Eukaryota; Viridiplantae; Streptophyta; Magnoliopsida; Zingiberales; Musaceae. Gene Ontology annotation, biological process: regulation of DNA-templated transcription. The transcript has a single exon. Gene Ontology annotation, molecular function: DNA binding; DNA-binding transcription factor activity. The record is from RefSeq and is a predicted model, not a curated record.
UUCAAUUUGACUUGAUUAUGAUGGACGGUCGGGAUUGGUUUUGAGGCCCCUCCGUAAUCUUUCCUACGAGGAGGGGUCUAUAUAGUUUCCAUCCAGGGCUUUGGAUCACAAUGGGAUCAUGCGAUGGAGGGAGGGAGAGAGGUCUGGUAGAGAAGAGAGAGAUGGAGAUGGAGAUGGAGGGGCUGUUGCCAUCGAAGAAAGCGGCAACGAGGGGGAAGGAGAGGCCCUACCGAGGAAUAAGGAUGAGGAAGUGGGGGAAGUGGGUGGCGGAGAUCAGGGAGCCCAACAAGCGGUCCAGGAUAUGGCUCGGCUCCUACUCCACCCCCGUGGCCGCCGCCAGGGCCUACGACACCGCGCUCUUCUACCUCCGGGGCCGCACCGCUCGCCUCAACUUCCCCGACGACAUCUCCGUCGACGACGGUGACGCCGCCCGCGGGGCGGCGGCCGCCAUGUCCGCGGCUUUGAUAAGGAAGAAGGCGGCCGAGGUCGGCGUCAAGGUCGACGCGCUCCAGUUGAGCGGAGCGGCGGUGUUCGGCGCUCGGGAGGACCGGCGUGGGGAAGGAGAUCAGAAACGGUUCAAGAAUCCUGAUCUCAACCAGGCGCCGAGCCCCGAGAGCUCCGGUGACGACUGGAGCAGCAGCAGCGGCGGCGACAGCUCACACUAGAUCAUGUGAAGGAAGAAGGAAGAAGAGACCAUGUUUAUAUGUUGCUAAUAGAGAUAGCUCCUUUUGCUUGUUCAUAGUUGUAGUUCUUUUGUUGUUAGUGAACCAAUCCAAGAUGCGUUGUCGGAGUCAACUCUUCAUCCAUGUAAAGAGAGCUUCCGUGAGAAACCAAUACAUCUACCUUCCUCUUC